CUGAUGUUGACGGUCCGGACUCUGUUCGGUUUCCUGGUGAGCUCGCGGGUCGCAGCGGGCCUCGCUCAGACGGCGACGUGUCGGCUGACGUCUGACGCUGAGCAUCAGCCGAAGGGUUGCUUCAGCAGCAGAGCGGCGUCUACGAUGGCCCAAACCAUGAAAUACCUCGGGCAGGAGGAGGCCCAGAAGAUCGACGAAGAGCUCUUCAGCGAGUACGGCUUCAGCGUGGAUCAGCUGAUGGAGCUGGCUGGACUCAGCUGUGCUACAGCCGUCACACGGGCGUAUCCGCUCUCGUCUCUGGUCAAGUCCAGACCGUCCGUGCUCGUGGUCUGUGGACCGGGGAACAACGGGGGCGACGGGCUGGUCUGCGCUCGGCACCUCAAACUGUUUGGUUACGAGCCCACCAUCCUGUACCCCAAGAGACCCGGCAAAGUUCUGUUCCAGGGUCUGACCACGCAGUGCGAGAAGAUGGAGAUCCCCUUCCUGACGGAGAUGCCCGAGGCGGAAGUUCUCGACGAGGUUUAUAAUCUGGUGGUCGACGCCGUCUUCGGCUUCAGCUUCAAAGGUUCUGUUCGAGAACCGUUCGCUUCCGUCCUGCACGAGCUGAAGAAGAGCACGGUCCCCAUCGCCAGCAUCGACGUCCCCUCAGGUUGGGACGUGGAGCGGGGCGGCGCCGACGGCCUCCAGCCCGACACGCUCAUCUCUCUGACCGCGCCCAAGAAGUCGGCCUCCAUGUUCACGGGACGGUACCACUUCCUGGGAGGGCGGUUUGUCCCGCCCAGCUUGGAGAGGAAGUACCAGCUGAACCUGCCUCCGUACCCGGGGACGGACUGCGUCCUGCAGCUGUAGAGGAACCGGGCCGCUUUGGGUCUGGUCCAGAGGUUCUGAUCCGGUCCUGUGGUCCGAUCAGCGGUUCCAGCCUUUCAGCUUCAGUUCCUGAAUGUUCCCUUUGAACCAUGAAUCUGAAUGAAUGUUGCUGUUUUCGGCUGUCAGAAACUAUCAGCCGAAGAAAACGAGAAUAAAUAAAGGUGUUGGGGCGAA
This is a messenger RNA of Nematolebias whitei (Rio pearlfish), 1041 nucleotides long. RefSeq names its product NAD(P)HX epimerase (gene naxe). Lineage: Eukaryota; Metazoa; Chordata; Actinopteri; Cyprinodontiformes; Rivulidae. The record is from RefSeq and is a predicted model, not a curated record. Gene Ontology annotation, molecular function: NAD(P)HX epimerase activity. Bases 4 to 849 code for a protein of 281 amino acids. Gene Ontology annotation, cellular component: mitochondrion. The transcript is spliced from 6 exons.